CCAAUUAAUCAAUCUCUUGUAAAGUUGUAGUUUUAAAUUUGCUAUUCAUUAUUCAGCCACCACUUUAAGGACUUACCUUGUAAUCAAGUAAAGAUCUUUGCUUUUGGAGGUGUAGUACUUUGUAGAUUUAAUGUGUUCUUUGUUGAAAAAAGUUCCCUUUACUGCCAAAAAGCUAUAUUGGGACUCUUCAUGUAACAGAUUUUUUUGGAGCAAAAGAGUAUAUAUAUGCACCACUUUAGUUCUUUGUCAAAAGGGCUAUCUUUUCUUUGUGUAUUAGCAAGCUCUUUUAGUGUUGAAAGUUCAGAGUUUGUUCAUGGCAAGCUUUCAGGUUACUUCUUGAAAAGGAGUUGGAGAAAGUUAUUGCAAAUGCAAGUAUCCAAUUUUAAACACAAACGUUCUAAGAGCUUCCCGUAUACACGAGGAUUCAAAGACAAUGUGGAUCAUUUAGUAGAGGACUCUAAUCAAUUGAAUUUGGAUAAGGGUGACAGAAAUGACUGUAGUGAGAGCAAGAAGAAGCGGUGGUCAUCUGAGGAAGUCGAAAGUUCUUUGAGGCAAGAGAUAAUGCAACUCGAGAGAAGCUUAGAGCACCAAGUCAUAGUUCGAUGUUCUCUAGAAAAAGCAUUGGGAUGUGAAUCUUUCUCGCAAAACAUCACUCAGCCCUCAAUGCCUAAGCCAGCUGCAGAACUGACUAGAGAAAUUUCAGUACUAGAGUUGGAAGUAGCUUGUUUGGAGAAGUAUCUUCUCUCAUCAUAUCGUAAAGCAUUUGAUCAACAGAGCUCAUCCAUGUCUUCUCCCACUAGAGAUGAUAAACUAAAAUCUCCUAUGUAUGCCAAAGUAAGAAGGUGCCUUGUAUUUUCUAAAUCUUAUUCUAGAGUGAGAAGGCAAAAUUCUUGCGCUCAUCCUGAUAGGCAGUCAGUAUCAAAUCCAUGGAAAGAAACAACUCGCACAACAGAAGACAAAGUUAGAGAAUCUGGGGUCCAUCGAAGUCGUUCCUCACUAACUCAACAAUCAGAUCUGUCAAAGAGAGUUUCCACAGCAGAGGAUAUACCAGGCAAAGAUUUGCGUGCUUGUCAAUCUCAACCUUCGUCUAUGACGGAGUACGCGCAGAAUUCUUCUUCAAAUUUAAUCAGUUUGGCGGAGCAUCCUGGCAACCGUAUUUCUGAUCAUGUUCCAGAGACACCAAACAAGCUGUCUGAGAACAUGGUAAGGUGCAUGUGCACCAUAUAUUGCAAACUUGCUGAUCCUCCACUUGCAAAGCUGUGUCUCUCAUCACCAACCUCAUCCUUGUCAUCAAUGAGUGCCUUUUCUACGAAAGACCAAUGUGAUAUAUGGAGCCCGGGAUUAAGGAAAGAUUCAUCUUUUGAUGUUCGUUAUGACAAUCCUUUUCAUGUGGAAGGGUUGAAGGAGUUCCGUGGACCUUAUAGCACAAUGGUUGAAGUACAAGGUCUAUAUAAAGAUAGUCACAAACUAGGUGAUAUUGAGCCUUUGUUGCAAAAUUUCAGGUCAAUUGUUUCUCGCCUAGAAGAAAUAGAUCCGGGAAAGUUGAGUCAUGAAGAAAAGCUAGCAUUCUGGAUUAACAUACAUAACGCAUUGGUGAUGCAUGCAUUUUUAUCUUAUGGGAUUCAACAAAAGAAUGUGAAGAGAGUUUAUCUACUCUUGAAGGCUGCCUGUAAUGUCGGUGGUCAUGUAGUCAGUGUGAAUGUGAUACAGAGCUCUAUCUUGGGAUGUCGGGUGUCUAGACAAGGACAGUGGCUUCGCUUGUUUCUUUCUUAUAGAGGAAAAUUUAAGGCAGGUGAUGAAAGACAAGCCUAUGCUAUUGAACAUCCAGAACCCCUUCUGCACUUUGCACUCUGCUCAGGCAAUCAUUCAGAUCCUGCGGUAAGAGUCUAUACACCGGAGAGAGUGUUGCAGGAGCUGGAAGCAGCAAAAGAAGAAUAUAUUAGAGCAACUUUUGGUGUGAAGAAAGAUGAUAAAGUUGUUUUGCCAAAAGUUGUGGAGUCCUUUGCUAAAGAUUCUGGCCUAUAUCCUGCUGGUGUUAUGGAGAUGAUCCAGCAAUCCUUACCUGCUGAAUCUCUUAGAAGAAGCAUUAAGAAUAUUCAGCAGCGAAAUUCUCACAAGAACAUUGAAUGGGUUCGUCAUGAUUUUGCUUUCCGGUAUCUAAUCAUGAAGGAGCUGGUGAAGUGACGUACUUUUAUUCAUUAUAGAGAUUUGAUUAGUAGUAAGUCACUUUGAUCUCCAACCAUUAGGUUGUAGGUUCGAGUCACUAAGGGGGCAAGUGAAAAGGGGGAAAAAGAGUGUUUUGUGAGACCUCUCUUUUUCAUUUUUUCCUUUUAAGAGGGAACUUAUUUCCUUUUCUCUCCUGUUUAAAUGCAUGCAAAUUUUGGAGUUAGAAUGGAGGAAUUGACUGAAGAA
Messenger RNA from Solanum dulcamara, 2412 nucleotides. RefSeq lists its product as uncharacterized. Lineage: Eukaryota; Viridiplantae; Streptophyta; Magnoliopsida; Solanales; Solanaceae. The transcript has 11 exons. The record is from RefSeq and is a predicted model, not a curated record. The coding region runs from base 226 to 2184 and encodes 652 amino acids.